Molecule: messenger RNA, 1781 nt
Organism: Astyanax mexicanus (Mexican tetra)
Lineage: Eukaryota; Metazoa; Chordata; Actinopteri; Characiformes; Acestrorhamphidae
Gene: ruvbl1
Product: RuvB-like AAA ATPase 1
Exons: 11
Coding region: 146-1516 (456 amino acids)
Biological process (GO): chromatin remodeling; regulation of transcription by RNA polymerase II; box C/D snoRNP assembly
Cellular component (GO): Swr1 complex; R2TP complex; NuA4 histone acetyltransferase complex
Molecular function (GO): DNA helicase activity; ATP hydrolysis activity; ATP binding
Source: RefSeq, a predicted model, not a curated record
UGACUUCCCGAAUCUCCUUGGUUACCCGCAUGGAAACGCGGUCCCCCGUGUUUGCAGUCGCGCCGAUUUCAACGGCGAAGCAGAAGAGCGCUGCUGGGCACGGAGAGAGCUUCUACUCGAGCUUUGAUAAUCACAGAAAAGAGCCAUGAAGAUCGAGGAGGUGAAGAGCACGACGAAGACCCAGCGCAUCGCCUCGCACAGCCACGUGAAAGGCCUUGGCUUGGACGACGCCGGCAAUGCUAAGCAGACCGCGUCCGGCCUGGUUGGACAGGAGGCCGCCAGAGAGGCAUGCGGCAUCAUUGUGGAGCUGAUUCGUUCCAAAAAGAUGGCUGGCCGAGCUGUCUUACUUGCAGGGCCACCUGGAACUGGAAAGACUGCUCUUGCCCUGGCCAUGGCCCAGGAGUUGGGAAAUAAGGUGCCAUUCUGUCCGAUGGUGGGCAGUGAAGUGUAUUCAUCUGAAAUCAAAAAGACGGAAGUAUUGAUGGAGAACUUCAGAAGGGCUAUUGGUCUGCGAAUUAAGGAGACUAAAGAAGUGUAUGAAGGUGAGGUGACUGAAUUAACGCCAUGUGAGACAGAAAAUCCAAUGGGUGGCUAUGGGAAGACUAUCAGUCAUGUCAUCAUCGGCCUGAAAACAGGAAAAGGAACUAAACAGCUGAAGCUUGAUCCUAGUAUCUAUGAGAGUCUACAGAAGGAGAGGGUGGAGGUUGGUGAUGUCAUCUAUAUUGAAGCCAACAGUGGUGCAGUCAAGAGGCAGGGCCGUUGUGACACAUUUGCAACAGAAUUUGAUUUGGAGGCAGAAGAAUACGUGCCAUUGCCCAAGGGAGAUGUGCACAAGAAGAAAGAGAUUAUACAAGAUGUUACACUUCAUGACCUGGAUGUCGCUAAUGCCCGACCUCAGGGAGGCCAGGACAUCCUUUCUAUGAUGGGUCAGCUAAUGAAACCCAAGAAGACUGAGAUCACAGAUAAGCUGCGAGGGGAGAUCAAUAAGGUAGUGAACAGAUACAUUGAUCAAGGUGUGGCGGAGCUGGUUCCUGGUGUUCUGUUUGUGGAUGAGGUCCACAUGCUUGACAUUGAGUGUUUCACUUACCUGCACAGAGCUCUGGAAAGUUCCAUCGCACCCAUUGUAGUGUUUGCUUCUAACCGAGGAAACUGUCUUAUUAGGGGAACAGAGGAUAUCAGUUCUCCUCAUGGAAUCCCACUGGACUUGCUGGAUCGAGUCAUGAUUAUCAGAACCAUGCUGUAUACGCCACAAGAAAUGAAACAGAUCAUUAAAAUCAGAGCUCAGACUGAAGGCAUUAACAUUAGUGAAGAUGCUUUAAGUCACCUAGGAGAGAUCGGUACCAAGACAACCCUCAGGUAUGCAGUUCAGCUCUUGACUCCGGCCAAUCUACUGGCAAGAGUUCAGGGGAAGGAAGGAGUAGAGAGAGAGCAGGUGGAGGAAAUAAAUGAGCUCUUCUAUGACGCCAAGUCCUCGGCAAAGAUACUACAGGACCAGCACACCAAGUUCAUGAAAUAACUCUCCCAUUUUUUGUCCUACUGGGCCUAAAUUUCUUUUCAGAAUUGAAUGGGCCAUUCAAGCCACAGUGCAGAGCAUAUGCUAAUAGGUCUGUACUUAGAAAAAUACUGUUGAAUCCCUCUGGGUUUUUCUUUGACAAACCUGUUUGUUCCUUUUUCCAUUGUUUCUUUUUUGGCUUUUUUGCUAAAGAUUUUUUACAUACCCUUUAUUUUUGUUUAUUUUAAAAUGUGUAUGGAAUUUAAAUAAACGUAUUACCUCUAUCUAA